CUGCCCCCGGGGAAGCCUGGACCUGCCCGACACUGUCCUUGACCCAGAUGGCCAUCCUGGGCAAGUCGUUCCCUUUUCUGGCCUCAGAAGUCCCAAACACUGCCGAGCGUCUUGGUGACCUCGGGGUGAGCACCAUCAAGGACGGGGGCUUCUGUCCCGCCCCAGGGGGCCCUGGGUCCAUGCAGGGGGCUAGUCCAUAUCCUCAGCAUGAGGCUACUCCUCUUGCUCCAAGAUGGCUGCUUGAGCUCCAGACAUCAAGGCCACUUUCCAGUUAUCCAGAAGAAGGCCAGCAAAAAGGGAAGUCAGGCUUUCUCCUUCUGCAGCAAAGCCCAGCAGGGGGCAGAGAAGAGGCACUGGGUGGACACCGGCAACUCCGCCUCCGGCCUACAAGGAAGGGGACCCACUGCCCAGCCUCCCCUGCCGCUCCCGCCACUCAAACCUCCGUCCCACUGCAAACGAAUCAGCCUCUUCCCUGCACCAGGGGUCAGGAGCGCCAGGCAGUCCGUUGCCCAGUCAGGAGGUGACGACCCUGUGUCCCCACCAAGACCCUCGGGCAGUGGCCUCACUCUCGCCCAGUCGGCUCCCACGUGCAUCCUGAGCCUGUCCUCCCUCCCCAUGGCUCCUGCCAGCCGCGUCUUUCCUGGGCCCCCGCAGGGUCCUCCCAGUGACCUUCCUGCUCCCGACCAGCUCUCUGCAGAGCAGCCGCCAUCGUCAACCCAAGGCUGCAAUCGGGAGUCCCCGGGGGCUUUCAGGUUAAAAUAAUAAAAUCCCGAAUCCAUGGCAUGGCCCUGCAAGGACCCCUCUGCCUUGGCCCUGUCUCUAGCUGUGCAACUCUGGAGAGAGACCUCUCUCUCCUUCCCUCUGCCAAGCCAUCAACCUCACCCAGCUCCCUCCUGCCACAGGGCCUUUGCACAUGCAGCUCUGGGCCUCUGCCCUCUGCCCUGACCAAGUCCCAUUUCAGAGGAGUGCCUCAACCUGCCACCUCCACCCUAGACGAGGUCAGUGC
Messenger RNA from Ictidomys tridecemlineatus (thirteen-lined ground squirrel), 1006 nucleotides. NCBI's taxonomy places the organism in Eukaryota, Metazoa, Chordata, Mammalia, Rodentia, Sciuridae. The record is from RefSeq and is a predicted model, not a curated record.